AUGCUUCAGUGGGAAGAGAUCAGUGGUGUUGAUGAACAUUACACACCCAUCAGGACUUACCAGGUGUGCAAUGUCAUGGACCACAGCCAAAAUAAUUGGCUGAGGACAAACUGGGUCCCCAGAAACUCAGCUCAGAAGAUCUAUGUGGAGCUCAAGUUCACACUACGGGACUGCAACAGCAUUCCAUUGGUUUUGGGGACUUGCAAGGAGACCUUUAACCUGUACUACAUGGAGUCUGAUGACGAUCACGGUGUGAAAUUCCGAGAGCAUCAGUUUACAAAGAUUGACACCAUUGCCGCUGAUGAAAGUUUCACUCAGAUGGAUCUUGGGGACCGCAUUCUGAAACUCAACACUGAGAUAAGAGAAGUGGGACCAGUCAACAAAAAGGGGUUUUAUUUGGCUUUUCAAGACGUUGGUGCUUGCGUUGCCUUGGUGUCUGUGAGAGUGUACUUCAAAAAGUGCCCGUUUACAGUGAAGAAUCUGGCUAUGUUUCCAGACACAGUACCCAUGGACUCCCAGUCUUUGGUGGAGGUUAGGGGCUCUUGUGUCAAUAAUUCCAAAGAGGAGGAUCCUCCCAGGAUGUACUGCAGCACAGAGGGUGAAUGGCUUGUCCCUAUUGGCAAGUGUACCUGCAAUGCCGGGUAUGAAGAACGGGGUUUCAUGUGCCAAGCCUCUGUCAUGAGAACAGAGUCUGUUAGUCCACUGAUGGACAUUCAGUAA
This is a messenger RNA of Peromyscus eremicus (cactus mouse), 720 nucleotides long. RefSeq names its product ephrin type-A receptor 3-like. Gene Ontology annotation, molecular function: protein binding; ATP binding; transmembrane-ephrin receptor activity. Gene Ontology annotation, biological process: axon guidance; cell surface receptor protein tyrosine kinase signaling pathway; protein phosphorylation. Lineage: Eukaryota; Metazoa; Chordata; Mammalia; Rodentia; Cricetidae. The coding region runs from base 1 to 720 and encodes 239 amino acids. Gene Ontology annotation, cellular component: neuron projection; membrane. The transcript is spliced from 2 exons. The record is from RefSeq and is a predicted model, not a curated record.